GGGAAAUUGUUGAUUGAGACACCGUGGCACAGCACCAAGAGCUUAAUAGGAAGAGGAGAUAGUGCUCAUAAGAAUAUGGCAGAUGUUCCACCUGCACUCACCCUAGAACUUCCCAAGAAAAGUGAUCUUCCUAACACAUUCAAACCUUGGAAUGAAGUCCAUCUUCCAAUUGACAUUCUUUUGUUGACAGUGGAUGACUGUGAGUUCUUAGCCUGUUUUACAUACUUGAGAAAUGCCAUUAAAAGUUACCAGAAGAACCUUGGAUUUGUGUACUUUGGGAACAUGGGUGAAAGUGGAGAUGUGCCCCUAAAAGUUGCUUUGAUGACAUGUUUUGAAGGCUCUUCCGUUCCACAUGGUUCACUGGUCACUGUUAAGAAUGCUGUGGUAGAACUAAGACCCAAAGCUGUUUUCUAUAUUGGAUGCUGUGAGGGGUUAAACCCCGAAGUCACCAAGUUACAGCUUGGUGAUGUGGUGGUAUCCUCUAAGCUUACAACUGAAUCAUUAAAAACGCCGGUGGGAAGAGAUAUCUUGCACCUUGUCAGGCAUGCAGAUCAUGGCUGGAUCCCGCCAUUAAAAUGUCCAGAAGAUCGUAAAGUUCAGGUCUGCUGUGGUGGGGAUAUUUUAAGUGGCAUAAAGCCAGUCAGUGCUAAACAGCAAAACAUGUCUCAUAUUACUCAAGCUACCGCAUUUGAAAUUGGUGGUGAAGGUAAGAUAUUUAUUCCCUGUUAAAUGACAUCAUUUCUCGCUUGUUACGUUUUCUUACAAGAGGCAUGGUGGCCUGUGGUGAACAUAAGUAUAGGGGGGGGGCGGAGCAGAGAGGGGGGGGGUCAUGAGGUUUUAAGCCUUGCGUAAGGGGUGGGUCGUGCGAUUUUCAGCUACCCUUAGGGGGUGGGUCACCCUAUUUUAUAACAUAGACGGGCACACAUUUAAGUCUUCAUACCAACGGGACAGUUGACCACACUGUCUUGAUAUAUAAAACACAGCCAGCUGGAAUUACUGCUAAAAAUACUCUCAAAUCUGUUGUGUCCUUUUUAAAAUGCAAUUUUAAUAAAAUGUAGGAUUUUUUUUUACAUUUCAUUGCUGUUUAAAAUUCUGAUGCCUUAGUGCGGUCUCCUAUGUUGUAACUUGUUACAUAUAUUCUUGAAAGAAAGCAAACAAAGAAACACGAGGUCCUAUUUCUUUUCAUAACAAUAGGUAUCAAUAUUAUAACGGUUUGUAAAAUGGAAAAAACAAACGAACGAACAAAACAGUCUGAAUAGAUACAUGUAACACUGCCAUGUAAAAGUUUCUGGUAUUUUGAAUACGUUUGUUAGGAUUGUCUUGAUAUUUCUGCUUAUUUUAUAAAUCACCGUUAACAUAUUGUUCCAUAAGCUCGGCCUGUUCAACCGUCAUCAUCUCUUGCUCUUCAAAAUCUUCAUCACUGCUCUUGUCACUUCUACCUUCACCACUGCCCUCUCCAUCACCGCUCUCAUUGUCACUGCUUUCUUCAUCUGUUCUUCCUCUACUGUCGUCCUCGCUUUUGCUGAGAUCCUCGGCUAUCGCCUUGUGCACAACUGCCUUCAGGUUCUGAAGAAACUCGCUUGUAACGUUGAUCGGAAGUUUUUCGCUCCUGAGGAUGGCUUUAAUCCACUUAACUUGGCGAAGUUGGAGAAGCUGUACCUUGUUCAGGUCAAGAUCAGUAACAACACCACGGCUUCUGUAUGAGGGAGAAAUGCUGGAAAGUAUCUUGUCGAUAUUAACUUGCAUCCUUUUCAUUUUCCUCGUCCUUGCCUUUGUUCUUCCUUCUUUUACCCGCCUGCUGUUUGUUUUGAGGUUUCCUCUAGUCGUAAACUUAUACAAUUGAUUGUGCUUUGUUAUCAGGUCUAGUAACGUUUGCUUGAUUUCUCGGGCCAUUGCUUCAUUCUCGCGAAGUGUCCCAAAACACUUCUCAUGGAACUGGUGCGCACAUUCGUUACCCGUCUUGAGUUUAGAAGUGGUCUUGGAAAAUAGUAUAAAGGCCUUGCUUUACUUUGUGCUGUUUCCUUAGACAACAAACUUUGAUUCAUGUCCCUCUCCAUCCAGGUGUGUAAAUGGGUGCUGGUUAUGAUCCUUUGUGAUCCUGUUUUCAAUCUGAUCUUUCAAGAUCUAUUCUAUGUUUUGACAAUGAUGUUUAUGUUUAUUAACUUCCUGUAUUUUCUAUACUAAAUUAUGCAUAAAAAACUGAUUGGAGGACAGUAGUUUAAAUGGUGUUUUCCUUUGGAUAAAAUACAACAGGAUAGUUAAAUAUUAUUCCAUUAACAUCCUUAUGCAUAAGAUGGUUUUUUAUUUGUUUGUCCUGUUUUUUGUUAUUUAAAUAAUUUUAUGCUGAUUUAUAUGUGCCUUUUAAAAUCACUCAGUGUUACCAUUUUCUGCUUACCCGUUUGCACAGUAAAUGAUUUAUUGUUGAUGUUGUCACAUCUUGAUCACCCCUGGUUGUGAUACUCACUGGUGGAUCUUUUUGCAUCUUGAAUUAUUAUUAAUCAUUUUUUGUUUUUUUCCAGGCCUUUUUGUUGCAGCACAUGAUCUUAAGAUUGAAUGGGUGAUUGUAAAAGGUAUUUCUCACUUUGCCAAUGGUAACAACCCAGCAGAAAAUUCUUGGGAGAGUCAUGCAUGCAUAAUGGCAGCUUCUCUUGUGUCCAACAUGUUGAAGGAUCCAUUUGUGUUUGAACAAUGGCCUCAUUAUGAAGGUAGGUGUCGUGCUCCUUUAUUAAACCAUGUGAUAAUUAAUCCUUACCUGUGUACAGAAGGUCAGUGUUUUUGGUUAAGUACUGAGGUUGAUUGAAAGUACUCACUUUCAAACCUUGUUAAUUAAUCUGUUAUAGUAAACUUGAAAAAGGAUGGAGUUCAACAUUUUUUUGGUCAACUCACAACUGUUGGAAACUAUAAAAUAGGUAAAAGAAAAUUAUGAGGAAAAGGUCACAAAGAAAUUGGUCAGGUGGACAUGAAGGAGAUGUUUCCAGAUAAAAUUGAUCACCUGCUUACCAUACUAUUUUAGGCAGUAAGAUUUGUGGGUUGGUACUCUGCAAGUGCAUACUUAGGGACCUAAAGUCUAAAAUGACCCUUGUUUAAUUAGAGCUUAAGUGGUAUCUGUUAGGAGCCUGUAAGGUCAUUGAGUGGGAAUUAUUUUGUUACUCAAGUGAUUUUUGGUGCCUCUUAGGCAUUAAAAUGAAUUUCCUCCUUGCCACAAAGUUAGAUUCUGUUACUUUCUAGGGAUACUUUUGGAUUUUUUUUUUUUACAAAACCCUGUUUUUUGUUUUGUUUUGGUUUUUGUUAAUUUUAAUUUUAUAGAGGGGUAUCUCCUUAUAUUGGUACCUUCCAGGGUUAAAGUGAAUUUCCAACAUGCCCUCAAAGCAAGAUUCUGCUACCUUUAGGGAUGCUUUUUGUUUUUAUUUUUUAUUUUUUCACAAGCGCCCCUAUUAUCUUUAAUGUUUUAUUUUUUGUAAAGCAGUUCUGCUAUUUUUAAAGGGGACUAUCUCCUCCUCCUUUUCGUACCUCUUAUAGAGCUUAAGGGGGGAGACUGGUCAAAAUUUUAAGGAAAUAAUGUUGAUUUGGAAAGGAAAUAUAUGAGGGUAGAAUAGGUAUACGCAUAAACCAGUUAAACCACUAAUGGGAUCAGAGGCACCUUGUUGUGGUGGUGGACUAUCUGGUAAUCGUCUACCAAUUACUAACUUCAUAUUUUAAUUUUUAACAACCCCCAAUUCAAAUAUUUUCCCAUUUUUUCAAAAUUUUAAACAUCUCCCCCCCCCCCCCUAAUUUUUAUACAUUAAAAACAUUCGAAAAAUCAUCCAAAAAUUCUUAAAUAAUUAUUAAUGACUGCAACUUAAUUGAGUCAUUUUUUAAUUGAACGAAAUCUUGGCUAGAUAUUUAAGAAAAAGAGUUGAAAUCAAUGAAAAAUUAUGCUUUUAACCAGACUCCCCCCUUGAAAUGAAUUUUUUCGAUGUCUACAGCCAGGAUUUUUGUACCUUUUAGGGAUACUUUUGAAUUUUUUAUUUGACUAGCACCACAGCUCUUUAAUAGGGUAGCAUCUCCUCCUCCCUCCCCCUGAGAAUACUAGUAACCAACUUAACAGGGCUGUCACUAAGGGCUGAGAGACAUAGAUUCCCACUGGCUACGCCUGGUUACUUUCAUAGGAAUUAAAGGAUAAUAGGACCAAAAGAAUUUCCAGGAUGUUCUGUUCCCCCGCUCAGCAACUUUAAACCACAGUGACAGCCCUGAACCCUAAGCAGUAAGCUAUCUGCACUGCUGGCUUUAUUUUCUGAUUUUAGAUCAUCGUAGAACUCUACCCUCUGACUGGUUGAUAGCUAUAGGUUUUGAAAGGUCCAGUAAACAUUUGAAGGGCUUAUUUCCUGUUUUGAAAAUGUUUUUGAACUGCAACUGCUUUAUACUAGAUUCCUUUCAGAGUCAACUCAAUGUGCAGGAGAAAUCUUGCAUAACUAAGUUUAAAAGACACAUUUACUGUCUAAAACUGUGCACACUGCAACCAGGCAUCCUUUAGUGAAUUAAAAUGUCAGUAUCACCCACAAUUAAGUAAAAGCUAAGAUGUAAGCUUUCAGUCCCAAGACAAGCUGCUCAGUGCUUUUUGUCAUUGAAACUUUAUUAUUCAGACUCAGAACCUAAAAUGUGACUAGUAAAAAAACUGACAGAUUGAUAAACAUUUUCCCCAAAUACUUUUGAAUAACCCAUGUUUUAAAUGUCUUAAAUUUCUUUUCUAUUUUGUUUAACUCACAGACCUGUCAGCAAGGAAACAGCCCUCUAGCUCUACGGCCACUAAGGAGGUGUCACCAGGUACUAUUAUAUCCUAUAAAGCAGAAAUGGUACCAGACAUAUAGGGUCUGCCGGAUUAUGCUCGAAAAAUAGAGUAUUAUGCUUUCGGGCAUCACCCGUGAAACUAGGGUAUUGUUGUAAACGGGAGUUGAUUUCGUGACCAACAGAUAAGUGUCGACUGCUUGAGUAUCUCUAGACCUGGCCGGUUUCGGGCUAUCAGUAUUCUAAGAGACUUGCACACAUUCAAGUCCUGAUCACAUUCAUCGUUUAUUGCUAAAUCAAGGUACUUUUAUACAUAUUGGUAGCUAAAUCAUACGUUGGAAGAUAUAGUAGGGAAUGCAUGUGGUUUCCUUUCUAGUAAGUAUUACACCUACAUUACUUACGUAAAUCCUGAGCGGCUAGGUUUGAGUAAUCAUUCCAGCCUACACAAAAUCCUAAAACCAGUUUAAAGGGUGUAGCUUGUAGCUUUUAUGCUAUUCCGAUCGCAAGGCACAUCUAACUAUCUACUUUACACGAUGCACAUUUUUGCACGCUUGCUUACACAAUAGGGAUCAUGUUUCCGGUUCCUAUCAAGCUAGUAAUUGAUCUAUUGUUCACUCAAGAUUAACAAGUCACGAUUCAUUGUACAAAGUGUCACAAAUUCUUUAACUUUACUACAGUAUUAUGCUGAAAAUUAUGCUCGACUGGAGGUAUUAUACUCAAAUUAUGCCGGACUAAAAUGACACUUCCACCCCCCCCCCCCCCCCUCCCCCAUAGGCCUGUAUCUAUUAAUAAACAUUCCUAGUCUUUCAUUUUUGAAAGAAUUGUUAGACAAUAAUUAUUCAGUUAAACAUUUGAUGAGCAAGCGAAAGGUCGGAAAUUGUGAGGCAUUGAAAGGCUUACUAUAUGUCUUUCUCCAAUGAACUUGGAUUAUAGCAAAAUGCACUGGGUACAACUCUAUAACGUAUCAAGUUAAAAUAUUCCCGCUUUUAUCAACUUUGUACAUUCUAGAGUGUCGCUAAGAGCGAGUUGCUGGCAAAAUUUGCAUACACCACUCAUAGUUUUCAGAAACAGAGGCAUUAUGCUCCAAAAAUAUUAAUAUUAUGUCAGCAUUAUGCCUGAUGCUCCAGAUAUAGUAUUAUGCUCAAAAUUAUGCCAGCAGAAUCCAGCAGACCCUACAGACAUACAUAGAGGAUAUUACACGGUGGUGAGAAGAUAUGAAUUUUAUUUUCGAGUGGCAAAACAAAAGCCACCGUGUAAUGUUCUUUUUAUUAUAUAGACAAAAAGACAUCAAUAAAAUAAUAGAUUUUAUUUGCCAAAAAGUAAUUGCGACGGCUCAAAUUUACAGUACAGCAAUAUGACAUUGGUUACAAUAAUCUUGAGAAAUAUCACUGAGCUGAAUAGGGCUCUACAAUGACAAAAUACUAAGCAACGCUUUGAAAAAUGUGGAAGUAAAAUUCAAAAGACACAAGACGCCUACAAAUUUUCAGUGGAAAUUACCGACAUUACGUCAUCGAUAAACUCACAUGUGAGAUUAUGGAAAAUAAACCAGUCAGGUCCCGGAUGUAGUUUUAAUGAAUUUUAAGAGUGGUAUAUUUUCCAGUAAAACACUCGUGUCUAUAUAAUAAAGUAGAUUAAAAUGCUUACUUUCAUAUGAAAAUGACUUUUAUAGUUUGUUUUAUUGCAGUACAAAAUGAUCUUUAUUCUCGCAGUUGUUUAUAUUUAUUUCAAAAAUAAGUAGCAAAGAAGAAGUAUGAUGUGAUACUUUAAGCGUCAAAUUCUUUUUCUCAUUCAAUUUUUCUGUUAGAAUUUUGCUAAGGUAUUUUUAACCUGCAUUAAUCCUUGAGGUCAGUUAUAAAAAAUAAGAAUUAUUUUUAGCGCUCGACCACAAACGUCACUAACGGCUUUGGACAGGUAGCCCUCUAUUGGUGUCUCCUCUUUGAAGCUCUCUUUGUAGGGUAACGCCCCUUUCACUUGCUUUACUGAUGCAGUCUUCAAAGACAUUUACAUAUAAAUGUUACUCGGCCAAGGCCGCCCAUCCCGCCAUAUUCAUAAUUUGUAAUUGUAAUAAUUAAUGAUUCUUUAUUUAGCUCAUAGUGAAAUUACAUUUUUAACUUUUUUAUAACUGAAAUUUGUGCUAGGUUAUAACUUUAUAAUGUAAGAGAAAUAAUAACUGUGAGCUGGGAAGCUAAAUAUGUGACCGUCCACAGGAUUUUAAUGCUAAAGGUGAAAGCACGCGCACGACACGCUUUCACUUCAAAACAAAAGAAUUUAUUUUAACACGCUUUAGCACGCUUGCAAUCUUGCCUUAUUAGCAAUUUCUUUUGUUUCAGAGGACAAGCUUGAGACAAUUAAGCGUGAGCAAGUCGAAGAAAAGAGCGUGUUAAAGUUUUCAAACAAAAGCUCCGUGCGAAAAAGCACAACACGCUUUCAGUGUGCGCAAAACCACGCAAGGCGUGUUAUCUAUAAGCUAAAUAAAUUUCCCCUACAGAAAGGAACCGUAAAUGAUUAUGAACGGCACCCUUUUUUGGUAACUAUCGAGAAAGAAAAAGUUCUACCUAAGCGAUCGCAGCGAUAGCAUCUGAUUGAAAAAACGUUGUCACUUGAAAAGUGUGAACGGUGGGCUUCAGCAUUAUUUUCCCGAAAAAUUUAGCUUCCAAUUGAAAGUUUUAGGAAAGCGAGAAUUUCAUCGUAUUUUCGGUUCCGAAAAUUUUAGGAUUCCUUUCUCUACGAAAAAUAGCUGGGGAUAGAUAAGCUUCGAAAAUUGUAUGUGCAUGGAACGGUCAUCUAGAAAUGUUUAGCCUUCCUCAACCUAUAGAAAAUUCUAGGCAGUUUUUGUUUCUCCGAUUUAAUUACCUUCGUUCGUCUCAGCAUGGCUUAAAGAAAUAUAUUAAACUAAUUUAUUCAACUUCAUUUCUCUGUGCAUUACUGCAAAUAAAUAUUCUGGUACGUGACAUAACUAUAAUUUUCAGGCGACAUAACUUUAGUGCCUCGCAUGCGAUAGCAGGCCUCUUUACGAUUCCGAUCAACAGCCGACAGCCGGAGAAAUUGGUUUACACUGACCUCGCAUUAAUUCCAGGCUAGAUGACCAUUAAGUGGUGAUUUUCAAAUGGCUAUGGUUACGAUCUUACGAUCUUACAUGUCUUACCCCAAUUGCACGCUAAGCGUGCUAUAAUUCGCACACUUACCGUGACAUAUGGCACGCUACAAAAAAACAAAAGGUCUAGCGUGUUAAAGUUAUCAAAACAAAGACAAGUUUGUCCGUCUUUGUUUUUUCAAUUUAAUAUGCGCAUAUCCGUGAUCUACGGCACGCUAAGCGUGUCGUGAGCGUGCUUUCACCUUAAGCAUCAAAUUCCUGUGGAAGGUCACAUAUACGUAACUGUGAAGAAAGUGAUACCUUUUUUAUGACAGCCGCAAAUAGUUAGACUUUCUAGUCUUCUGGCCAUUAAGGACAAUACUUGUAAAUCAUAAUAACCACAGGGUUUGAGCCAGGCCGUGCCAUUGCGCCAAUCCCGCACUGCAAUUGAAAUUGUCCCUUAAAAAAGCGGCCAAGGGGACAAUUUGUCCCCUUCAAAAUUUCAGGAAAAAACUCGAAAGGAAGCACACACGAAGAGAUUUAGUUCAGUACAGAAAUUGCAAGCUAAAACACAACAUGGAAAGUAUAUUUUAGCAUUCUAAAGUCACGUUUCAGUCAUGCUCUACUGAACACAUACGUUUCAUGCUCUAACCAAGCGUGGUGAACGCGCCUGGCAAUCGUUAACAUGUCACAUCGAAAACGUGUUCGAACAUUAGAAAGCUUUUUCACUUCAAAUCAAAGCCAGAGUGAAUCAGGGAAAAAUGAUACAGAAGAAGAACAGUGUAUUAAUCAGGGAGAAACGGAAGAGGAUCGAAGGAAACCGAAAAAAUCACGACAUCACACGUGGUUACGCUAUGAAAAGGUCUCAGGCGAUCAGUUCAGCUAUUUUUGUCAAAAAUCUAACUGAGACAAACCUCUUUGCAUCAGCAGAAGAGUGUACAGAUUUCUGUCCCCCUAAAAAUAAAAAUGUCCCCCUGAAUUUUAGCCAAGGGGACAAAUUGUCCCCCAGUGAUCAAAUCCUAGCUCAAACCCUGUAACCAUCAUACAUGUAUAUAAAAAUUCCGUGAGACAUUAAAGAACCCACACACUGUUAGUUUAUAAAGAGCAGGGGACGUGGUCCCUGCAACUCAAGUUCCUGCUGUUUAUAAUGUCGCCAGUAAACACUAAACUUGAGCUUGAACUUGAGUUUGUUUCAUGAGUGCAACCAUGAUAUGGUAUGUCAUGUACAUAUUUUGUCAUUGGUAUAAAGAUGCAGGUACUCAUUGUUAAAUUAUAUUAAAAUUACAAACGGCUGGCAUGUGGAAAAUUCAAAAAAUGGUUUAUUUUGAAGAUUUAUUAAAAGAUUCAUGAAUCUCCUACAGCAAGACAAAAAGCAUUUGAUCCAGUUCAUUGUCUCCAAAAAAGCAAUUCAUUUAACAACAUAAGUUGUGAACAAGACACUGGUGAAAUGACUAAUUAUUUGUUGUUGUAUUUCAAGGUCCAUCUAUAUCUGGAAGGGUUGAGCAAGCUGCCCCAAGCACACGUUCUGUUACAGGUGAAUAAGAGAUUACUAAUUCAUUGUAUGUGAGAAUCACAACAGCUCCCUGACAGUAACCAGCUACUAAACUUUGUCUUCUAUCUAUUAAUUCUUCAAGGUUCACAGCAGGGAAGUAUCUUCUCCUCUUUUUGGUACCUCUUAUAGAUCUUAAAAAAAUGAAUUUCUUCCAUGCUGACAAAGGAAGAUUCCGAUACCUUCUUUGGAUACUUUUUGAAUUUUUUAUUUGACGAGCACCACAGUUGUUUAAUAGGGUAGUAUAUCCUUCUCCCCCACCUUCCCCCACCACGCCCUGAGGACACUAGCGACUAACUUUACAGGGCUGUCACUAAGGGCCGGGAGGUGUGGAUUUCCCCUGGCUGCUAUGAGCAUGACCCUUGGUUACAUUCAUAGGAAAUAAAAGGAAAAUAGGACCAAAAGAAUUUUCAGGAUGUUCCAUUUCCUGCUCUGAAACUUGAAACCAUAGUGACAGCCUUGAACUCUAACCAGUAAGCUCUCUGCUCUAGUGGCUUUAUGUUCUGGUAUUAGAUCAUUCUAGAACUCUACCCUCUGAUUGGUUGGAAAGGCCCAGGAAAUAUUUUGUUUUGUUUUUUUUUCCUGUUUUGAAAAUGUUUUUGAACUGCAACUGCUUACUAGAUCCCUUUCAGAAUCAACUCAGUGUGCAGCUGAAAUCCUGCAUAACCAAGUUUAAAACAUAAAUUUAUUGUCUAAAAUUGUGCACACUGCGACCAGACAUCAUUUAGUGAAUUAAAAUGUCAGUAUCACCCACAAUUCAGUAAAACUUUCAGUCCCAAGACAAGCUGCUCAGUGCUUUUUGUUAUACAAACUUUAUUAUUCAGAUCCAGAAACUAAAAUGUGAGCAGUAAAAAAACUGACAUAUUGAUGAACAUCCCCAAAUACUUUAGAAUAACUGUUGUUUUAAAUGUCUUGCUUCAAUUUUUAUUCUAUUUUGUUUAACUCACAGACCUGUCAGCAGAGAAACAGCCCUCUAGCUCUACGGCCACUAAGGAGGAGUUACCAGGUACUAUUAUAUCAAUAAAGCAGAAAUGGUACCAGAAAUACAGCAGAUUAAAACCGCUUGCUUGAAUAUGAAAAUGACUUUUAUCGUUUGUUAUAUUGCAAUACAAAAUGAUCUUUAUUGUCACAGUUGUUUAUAUUUAUUUCAGAAAUAAGUAGCAAAGAAGUAUGAAUUGAUACUUCAAGCAUCAAAUUCUUUUUCUCAUUCAAUUUUUCUGUUAGAAUUUUGCUAAGGUAUUUUUAACUUGCGUUAAUCCUCGAGGCCAGUUAUAAAAAAUAAGAAUUAUUUUUAGCACUCAACCACAAACGUCACUAACGGCUUUGGACAGGUAGCCCUCUAUUGGUGUCUCCUCCCUGAACCUCUCUUUGUGGGGUAACGCCCCUUUCACUUGCUUUACUGAUGCAGUCUUCAAAUACAUUUACAUAUAAAUGUUACUCGGCUAAGGCUGCCCAUCCCGCCAUAUUCAUAAUUUGUAAUUGUAACAAUUAACGAUUCUUUAUUUAGCUCACGGUGAAAUUACAUUUUUAACUUUUUUAUAACUGAAAUUUGUGCUAGGUUAUAACUUUAUAAUAUAAGAGAAAUAAUAAGUGCGAGCUGAGAAGCGAAAUAUACUGUUAGAUUUUCUAGUUAGCUCCCCAUCCAGUUAAAGUCAGUGUGUAAGCAGGUGAAAAAGAAGAAAAUUGAAUAGAUAAAUGAAUUAACAAAUUGAAUUAAUAAGGAGCAUUCCUUCAACGUUUGAUCAUAGUAUUUACAUUCCUACACUAUAUUCUGGUGUUUUAGAGCCCUGAUAUAUACAUGCAUUGUUACUUACAUUUCUGUUGGUGUAUCAUGAGUUGAGGAUAAUUUGUUUUUAAAUAUGGAAACUUUAUUUAUAUUCGGUAAUCUGAUCACUUUAUAUAAAUGAGGGCCUAUAUUUUGUGCGUCAACUACCUCCCUUUAACUUUCCUCGCCUAUUAAGAUAUCAAGUUAUUAACAAACAAUUCUUUAAAAAAAGGAACGUAAAAUUUUCUUUAACAGAUUCUCUCUGCCUCAAGGAGUGCCAGAAACAGCUGCGAUCAAUUUAUGAAACCAACAGCAAAGUCAAAAUCGUUCCGUGGGACCAAAGCUCUGCCGUUCAUAUCGAUGAAAUUUACACCCACUUGUCUUGGCUUAUGGAUGAGAAGAAGCCCAGCGGAGUAACACAGAAGGAACUUAAACACUACACCGACAUUUUUCACUGCGGAAGACUUCAUCAUAAGCCUAAGCGUAUUUUGGUUCACGGACGA
Molecule: messenger RNA, 11654 nt
Organism: Porites lobata
Lineage: Eukaryota; Metazoa; Cnidaria; Anthozoa; Scleractinia; Poritidae
Source: the annotation of a GenBank genome assembly